AUGGGCCACUCUCUUCAAAGUUCAAGCCAUGGUGCAUUCGGUGCUCGACAUAUAAUCCCUCCAACUGACGACGAAGAACUUGCGGCAUACAAUGAUGCUAAGGUUGUUGAUCUCCCCCUUUGGAAGCGUCUCGACGCGGUUGUCCGUCAAUGGAUAUAUGUCACUUUGUCUCCGGAUAUUCUCACCGCCAUUCUCGUGCUCGGUGAUGUUGCGAAGCAAGCUUGGAAGCGUGUUGCACAGAUUUUUCAGGACAAUCAAAACUCCAGGCCUGCCUUCCUUGAAACUGAAUUUACCACAACAAAAAUGGUGGAUUUCCCGAACGUCAUUGCUUAUUACAAUAGGCUGAAAUCCCUGGCCGGUCAGCUAGCCAACGUCGGCUCUCCUGUCUCCGACACACGGCUAGUGCUCCCCCUCCUUGCAGAUCUUUCUAUAUCCUACAAGAACUUCGUCACAAACAUCCAGCAAAGGGAUGUCCUUCCCACAUUCAGCCAACUCUGCUCCCGGUUGAAGCUCGAGGACACAACGACCAAGGAAUGGGAACGUGAAUCUAGAGGCUCCUCUGCCCUCAUUGUGGGCGAUGACACUCCGCCCCAACCACCGCAACAUCACAAUGGAGGUAACCAAAAUAAUAAUAAUAAUCACAAUUAUAAUAAUCGUGAUAAUCGUAACAGGCGAAAUAAUAACAAUAAUCGGGGUCGCUGCAACAACAACUCUAAUCGAGGUGGAAAAAGUGGUCGUGGUGGCGGUCAGACCAGCAGCCACCAAUACACGGUGGCCCAACCACCUGCGUCGCAGUGGCCGUACCUAGGGGUGUGCACGGUCCGGUCCGAACCGAAAAUUGGACCGGAACCGGACUGA
Spinacia oleracea (spinach) is the source of this 858-nucleotide messenger RNA. RefSeq lists its product as uncharacterized. The coding region runs from base 1 to 858 and encodes 285 amino acids. The transcript has a single exon. The record is from RefSeq and is a predicted model, not a curated record. Lineage: Eukaryota; Viridiplantae; Streptophyta; Magnoliopsida; Caryophyllales; Amaranthaceae.